UCGCGCUGUGACUACCAAACACAAGCUGCAGUCUCACUCUCCUCCUCGUCUGUCUCCUUUCCUGCUCUCUUUUCCCACCACUUCCCCGUGUCUCUCUCUCUCUCUCUCUCUCGGUCUUUCUGCGUCUUGAUUGCCCUACCUCCACCUUGUUUUCAUUCAAGUUGUUUACCCGUGUCCUCCUCGCCUCGCACUCUUCUGUCUGUCUCUUUUCCUCCCUUGUCACUGCUGUUGCUGCUGCUGCUGAUCAUCUGGCAGCCUCACCCCAUAUCCAUCCAACCAAAACCUCCUCCUCUGCCUCUUUCUCUGCCUCCCCCUUCUGGGUUUGGAGAUCUUAAGAGCCGCUCAGCACACGCUUCCGCAUAGCAUAACAGACUCCGCUCCCGCAUUGGGUUAAACAUGUCAACCGUCCUGGACCUGGAGCAGAUUUCGUAUGCUGGAAAUGAUGCGGAACACGACAUUGAAACUCCUCACGGCGUUCUCCAUGUGACAAUGCGAGGCGUUCCCAAGGGCAACAGGCCAGUCAUCCUCACCUAUCACGACAUCGGACUCAACCACAAGUCCUGCUUCAACACCCUGUUCAACUAUGAGGACAUGCAGGAGAUCACCCAGCACUUUGCUGUGGUCCAUGUGGAUGCGCCGGGCCAGCAGGAGGGCGCGCCACCCUUCCCUAGUGGAUACCACUACCCUACCAUGGACGAGCUGGCUGAAAUGCUGCCCUCUGUGAUGACUCAGCUGAAGGUCAACAGUGUGAUCGGCAUCGGUGUAGGAGCUGGAGCUUACGUCCUCACCCGCUUUGCACUGAACAACCCCAACCUCGUGGAAGGACUGGUCCUGAUCAACGUCGACCCGUGUGCCGAAGGCUGGAUCGAUUGGGCCGCUUCGAAGCUGUCUGGAUGGACCAGUAACUUGGUGGACAUCGUCAUGGCUCACCACUUCAGCACUGAUGAGCUGACAGAAAACCAGGAGCUGAUCCAGACCUACCGCCUCCACAUCGCCCAGGACAUCAACCAGGACAACCUGGCCCUGUUCUGUGGCUCCUACCAGUACCGCAGAGACCUGGAGAUCGAGAGGCCCAUCGUGGGGUUGAAUGAGGAUACGGUCAACACACUAACGUGCCCAGCCCUGCUGGUGGUCGGAGACACGUCACCUGCUGUCGAGGCCGUGGUGGAGUGCAAUUCCAGGUUGAAUCCCACCAAGACCACACUGCUGAAGAUGGCUGAUUGUGGAGGCUUGCCACAAGUUGUGCAGCCUGGGAAGCUCGCCGAGGCGUUCAAGUACUUUGUUCAGGGCAUGGGAUACAUUCCCUACGUUCUCCUCAGUCACCUGAGCAACGAAUCAGUGCCGUCAGCAGGAAUGACUCGCCUGGCUCGUUCGCGCACCACCUCCUCCUCCAGCAUCACCUCCAUGGAGAGCAGCCGCAGCCGCAGCAAUAUCAGCGGCUUGCUGGAGGCCAACGCCGCCGCCACCGGGGCGCUGGACAACCAGGUGGCGCCCCAGACCAUGGAGGUGUCCUGUUAAACCUCUCCCACAGUAAUUUAUACGCCACUCCCCUCCUCCCUCUUUCCUCUCCCUCAUCCUGCUCCCAAGCUACUCGACGCCAGAGGGAGUGUGUGAGUGUGUGUGUGUGUGUGUGUGUGUGAUUAGAAAAGGAGGAACUAAUAAAAAAUAUAUAACAGAUGCAUAUUAGAGGAUAUGUUAUAUAUACAUAUAUACUGUCAAAGUCAACAUACUAACAUAAACCAUGAGAACAUUCAGAUGUUGUAUAUUUAAAUGUUUGAGUCAGCUGUCUAACCUUGUAUUUAUUUUUUGUUCUUGUUUUAAACCUCUUCAGACAUUAUUGUAGGAAUCCUCCGUGUUUGCAAGAGCUUCUUUUAUUUUUAUUUUAUUUCCUUAAAAGGAUUUUUCCACAAAUUGUGUUUCAAGUUUUAAACCUGCUGCUGCAAUGCAGAUGAGUCACGGGAGAAAGCGAGGGAUCAAAACACGCGCAGAUUCUGGUCGGGACGCAAAGUUUGGGAUGUGAAAGAUGAGACCGCGAUGAGUCACUUUGAAGGUCCUUCCUGGACGUGAUGUUUUUAUGCGGUGCGAUAAAACCGGAAAAGAAGACUCUAGCUUCAUCUGCGUGUUUUCAAGGUUUGGAACGUGCUUCGUUUCAUCCAAAGUGCUUGACAUUAAAACGUCACCGUUUUGAAAGAGUCUAUAGCGUUUUAUUAAAAGUCUGAAUUUGGAAAGCGUCAUUUAAAGUUGAAACUGGAUAUUUAAACAUAACAAACUCAUUUUCUGAAAUUAAUUCUUGUUUUAUGUUAAAAUUAGCAAAAUUAUUUCAAUUUGGUAAAUUCCAUGAAACUUAGCAAGAAUUGAUUUUUUUUUUUUUUUUUUCAACUUAACCCAGUCAGAUGUAUGAGAUGGAGACAUUUGAUAACAUAACUUCUUGCUAUAUUUCAGCUUGCUUUGUCUCUGCUAUAGAAUAUAGAAUACCAUCACAGGUCAUUAUUAAUAACUGUAAUAAAUGACAUCAGAGAGUAGCAAAUUGAAAUGGUUUUUAUAUUGUUCUCAUCUUCACAAUCUGGAGCUGGGAAACUUUGAAAAGAAUUGGUGAACCUUCUGCGAGAAAAGUGGGCGAACUGGAAAACAAACCAGACAUUUUGUUCAUCUAGCCUUUGAAGCCAGACUGCAAAGCAUUAAAGGAAUCUUGUUUUUUAAAGGUAGCAGUCAGGAGAAGGAUCGCCAAGAGGCCAAAAGUAAGAACACAAGAGCAGCUUGUGUUCUCCAUGCACUAAGAAUGUGUUGUUGGUGAAACAGUUCCAAUUGUCGGCCAUGUUUGACUGAAAACCUAAACUUAAUCAAGUAAAGAACUUUUUGUAUUCACUUCCUUCCGUCUCACCAAUGCAUUGCUUUUCAGUUGAAUCGAUACCUUAAAGAUGAGGGGCAUAAAGUCGUAAGAAUGCAUCCGGGUCUCAUAUAUCACGGACACCUAACAGGCACACGUUGGGCUUCUUCUAGAAAAUGCCACCGUUUGGCUUAGAUUUCGCCUCGUGAUCAAACUCCACGCCUCCGUCUUUUUUAUGAUUUCUCCGCACUCUGUGUUGAUGUUCGUGUUCAGGCUGAGUGGACUUCUCACCGACGCUUAACAAGCGGGUCCGGGUAUGAAAACUGUAGCAGUCCAUGUCGCGUCGGGGCCAAGAACGGCUCCUCACUGUCCGCUGAUUCAGCUCAUUUCUAAUACUACUGAAUAAAAACCUACGAGACGAGAA
Poeciliopsis prolifica (blackstripe livebearer) is the source of this 3251-nucleotide messenger RNA. RefSeq names its product ndrg family member 3a (gene ndrg3a). Gene Ontology annotation, cellular component: cytoplasm. NCBI's taxonomy places the organism in Eukaryota, Metazoa, Chordata, Actinopteri, Cyprinodontiformes, Poeciliidae. The coding region runs from base 397 to 1518 and encodes 373 amino acids. The transcript has 15 exons. Gene Ontology annotation, biological process: signal transduction. The record is from RefSeq and is a predicted model, not a curated record.